This is a messenger RNA of Hemiscyllium ocellatum (epaulette shark), 1260 nucleotides long. RefSeq names its product zinc finger protein 239-like. Gene Ontology annotation, molecular function: DNA-binding transcription repressor activity, RNA polymerase II-specific. Gene Ontology annotation, biological process: negative regulation of transcription by RNA polymerase II. Bases 401 to 1162 code for a protein of 253 amino acids. The record is from RefSeq and is a predicted model, not a curated record. NCBI's taxonomy places the organism in Eukaryota, Metazoa, Chordata, Chondrichthyes, Orectolobiformes, Hemiscylliidae. The transcript is spliced from 2 exons.
GGAGACGAGCGGACGGUUUGGAGCGGCUGGAGAAGAUCGCGAGACAGGGUUUUAGGAGGGGAAGGUUCACAGACUGGAAACUGAAACCGAAUAUCAAAUUAGGAUCUGAGAGAUGAUUCAUCACAGCUGGAAUAUCAUCAGUCUUCAAAUGUAGAAGGAGAAAUGGCCCUCGGUUCUGCCUGUGGGAAAAGAUUUCGAACAUCAGCGUGACUGGAAAAGUACUGAGGCACAUGCACCCGAGCAAGUGUGUCGCAGUGAGCUGGCUAUGAAAAGAGCUUUCUCUGGUUAUUCAGCCUGGAAAAGCAUUGGCACAUUCACAGUGUGGGAAAAUCAUUCUUCUUGUUCAGAGUGUGGACGCAGCUACAAUUAAUCGUCAAAUCUGGAGAAAUACAGUCACCCGAUGGAGAAACCGUUGAAAUGCAGGGAUUGUGGGAAGGGGUUCAGUUAUUUGCCUGAGGUGGAAACACAUCAAUGCAGUCAUGCUGCACAGAAACGCUGCAAAUGUGGGGACUGUGGGAAGGGAUUCAGUUACCCAUCCCAGUUGGAAAUCCACCGACGCAGUCACACUGGGGAGAGACCUUUCACCUGCACAUUGUGUAGGAAGGGAUUCAGAGAGUUAUCCAAACUCCACAUCCACAUGCGCGUUCACACUGGGGAGAGGCCAUUCCCCUGCUCGGUGUGUGGAAAGCAGUUUACACAGUCGUCCAGCCUGCUGACACACCAGCGUGUUCACACUGAUAAGAAACCUUUUAAAUGCUCGGAGUGUGAGAAGAGUUUUAAAAGCAGAAGUGAGAUGCUGACACACCAUCGCACGCACACUGGGGAGAGGCCAUUCACCUGUUUCGAGUGUGGAAAGGGAUUCACUCAGUCAUCCACCUUGCGCAAACACCAGAAAGUUCAUAAUAGGGAGAGGCCGUUUGUCUGCUCUGUGUGUGGGAAGGGAUUCACUCAGUCAUCUAGUUUGGUGGAGCACCAGAGAGUUCACACAGGGGAGAGGCCGUUCAUCUGCUCUAUGUGUGGAAAGGGAUUCACUCAUUCAUUCAAUUUGCUGAGACACCAGCGCAUUCAUACUGGUGAGAGGCCAUUCACUUGCUCCGUGUGUGGGAAGGGAUUCACUCGUUCAUCCAACUUUGUGACUCACCAGCGAGUUCACAAUAACUGACUUUGAGGAUUGGAUUCUGCUGCUCACACUGUUGUUAAUUACAAACAGGACUGAAUCAUGUUCACUCAGACAGUUGGAGUUUGUUUUUUGCUGCUAUG